Siniperca chuatsi (mandarin fish) is the source of this 2939-nucleotide messenger RNA. RefSeq names its product DDB1 and CUL4 associated factor 15 (gene dcaf15). Gene Ontology annotation, biological process: protein ubiquitination. Lineage: Eukaryota; Metazoa; Chordata; Actinopteri; Centrarchiformes; Sinipercidae. The record is from RefSeq and is a predicted model, not a curated record. Gene Ontology annotation, cellular component: Cul4-RING E3 ubiquitin ligase complex. The transcript has 13 exons. The coding region runs from base 191 to 2143 and encodes 650 amino acids.
AGUGACACUGAUAUAACAAAACUACUUGGACCCUUUGUAGUGGCUUCCUGCAGGAUGUCACAUCUGUUGUGUCCUACCUUUGUUUCGGUCUUGAUGGAUGUGUCCACCGGCGAGUAAUGGCAGUCUCGUGCAGCCUGUGGACCAAUCGCGACGGUCCUGACUUCAACGAGGGACAACAGUUCAGUUUGAGAUGGCGCCCAGCUCGAAAUCCGAAAAGGACGAUAGCAAACACAAAGCUCAAAGAAAACACAAAGACCAUGUCGUGAAGCUUCUCAUGCGUGGGAAGCUGUCAGGACAGUUUUCUCAGCGCCUGUUCAGGAAGCUGCCACCUCGAGUGUGUGUCCCAUUAAAGAACAUUGUCAGUGAGGAGUUCCUGAGAGCAGGACAUAUCUUUCUUGGCUUCACCAAAUGCGGCCGAUACGUUCUGUCCUACACCAGCGAUUGUGGAGAAGAUGAUGAUUUCUCUUUCUAUACCUACCAUCUCUAUUGGUGGGAGUUCAACCUGCACAGUAGGCUCAAACAGGUGCAUCAUGUACGUCUGUUCGCAGGAGAGGAAAUCUACAGCGACCUGUACCUGACUGUGUGUGAGUGGCCAAAUGACCACUCCAAAAUUGUCAUCUUUGGCUUCAAUACACGUAGUUCAAGUUCCGUUCUGAUGAACUUAAUGAUGAGUGAUGAAAACAACAGAGACAUCUACAUCACCAUCGCCUCCAUGCCUCCUCCUAAGCCUUGCUCUUACUGCUGCCCAGUUCCCUCAGCCACUACCAUACGUACAGGAAGUGGUGAGUGUCUGGAGCAUGGCUAUGUGCUCAACAGCAGGUACCAGGUGGUGUACCCGUUCCCCACUUUCCAGCCAGCUUUCCAGCUGAAGAAGGACCAGGUCAUCCUGUUAAACACUAGCUACUCGCUGGUGGCCUGUGGCAUCUCACUCUGUCCAGGUAAGCGGGGUCAGUCAUCGCAGAUCCUUUACACAAAGAGAGCAGCGCUGUCAAGUCAAGCCUCCGCGUCUUUUUCCUCCACCUCCUCGGCCUCUUCUUCCUCGCUACCUCAGGGAUCUCCCGAAAGCCGACUUCCACCCAGCAGACCCGCUCCAAUCCCCUCAUCUCCUAGCCAGUCACAAGCAGCCGUGCGAGCCCGGGAGUUUGCAGCUGACCUCUUCAGGCGGGCCCAGGGAGGAGGAGGAGGUGGAGGAGGAGUAGUAGGAGGGAAAGAAAAGGAAGGCCAGGCAGAAAGGAGAACAAUUGAUGGUGGUGAAAAAGAGGUAGCGCAGAUGUCAGGAGACAAAGGGAUAAAUGGAGAGAGGAGGAGAGAGGAGGAGGAUUGUAGAGAGAGGAGGGAGGAGGAGAGACGGACUAGUUUACCACAAGUGUCAACAUCCGGCGGGAGUCACAGUUUGCCACAGUGCUCUGAACAGGUGAUGUCUCCCGACUCCUCUUCCUCAUCACCUUCGUCCCCUCCAACCCCAUCCACAUCCCAGGAGUUCUGCCCCAGCGAGCCUGGAUAUGUCAACUAUUCACGCCUGCACUUCUGCCUCCAACAGCCAGGGGCAGCAGAGCAGAAUACAGGAGGUUAUGAAGACGAUAAAGUUCAGCUACCUUUCACAGUCACUGACCUUAAAGGACGGAACCUGCAGCUGGUCACCGGGCCACACAAUGGACAGAGUGUGUGCGUGGAGCAGUUGACUCUAGACUUUGAGUAUCUUAUCAAUGAGGUGAUCAGGAGCGAUGCUGCCUGGGCCCCUCAGUUCUGCUCCUUCAAUGACUAUGAUGUUGUGAUAUUAGAGGUGUGUCCUGAAACCAACACUGUGAUGAUCAACAUUGGUCUGCUGUUACUGGCCUUCUCCAAUUCGGAUGAGGAGCAUUGCAGGCCAAACACAUACCAUUCCAACCUGCAGGUCAGCUGGGACCUAAACACAGGUGUGUGUCGCACCGUGGGUGUUGGUGACCUUACAGAGGUCAAGGGUCAGACCAGUGGUAGUGUGUGGAGUUCCUACAGGAAGUCCUGCGUGAACACAGUGAUGAAGUGGUUGGUUCCUGAGAGCAGCUCGCGCUACAUUAAUCGCAUGACAAACGAAGCUCUACACAAAGGCUCGUCCCUGCAAGUGUUGGCAGAUAGUGACCGAUGUACCUGGAUUGUAUUAUGAAGAAAGGAGGGUCACAAGUGUCGAAGCAACAGGAACAAAAGCACACACAGAUACACAUCAACAUGGCCUCAUUGUCAGUAUGGAGCUCGAUCUUAAUCUGAGAAAAACUGCACACGUUCAGUGACUACGCUUUGGUAACAUGUAGUUAAAACACGUGUCAAAUUUGAAACUGUACAAAGAACGCUGUAGUUGAAAUACUGUAAAGAUGAAGUUUUUUAGGCGUCUGCGUUUAAUUUGACAGGUUUCAUCUUUUUUUUGUAUUUGUGUACUGUAUCAUUGCUACCACCAAAACCAAGAGCUGGACUGAACAAAGUUUUUACGUUUUUGUUUUUAUACAUAAAGACGUACCGUUAUUGUAGCGUGAGUGUUUCCUGUGUGUGUGUCUGUCUGUAACUGAAUGUAUGCAAUAUCUGCACCUGUGUGAUGUUCACAAGGGGAUUUCAUCCAAACAAUAAGUGCGUGUUUGUAUGAGUGUGUGCAUGUUUAAUGUGUAUGUAACAUUUGACAGAUUCUGCUGCUUCUGAACCAGUUGUUUCCUCACCUGGCCUGGACCAGUUCAGUCUAGCUGUGUUGAUUUAUAAGGCUGCAGUAUUUAAAAUGAGACAAAUUGAAACCAGUACUGCAUCACUUGACUCUUAACAUCUUUUUUUUUUUUUUUUUUUAACUCGUGUCAUGGAAGUAGAGGGUUGUUGGAGUCACCUGCUCAGCUGGUUGACAUCACGUUGUAUGUUUACUGGCUUGGAAGUAAUACUAUGUUCUAUUGGGAUAUUUUGUUAAAAUAAAAUGUUCAAACGUU